AUGAAGUCUACGGACAGCAGGAGGCCUUCCAGCGGCAAGAGUCACGGCAAGAAUCCUCUCCCCGUAUCGGACUCCAAGGCGAGUGGCAGCCCUAAGGCGUCGAAGGCUUCGAGCGCCGUACAGAGUAGUGAUGCUGCGUCUAAGGCCGGUGUGAAGGCGCUCGGCACCAAGAUGCCGCAUCGGCUCCAUUCCCCCUCUAAGGCGAGUAGCAGCGCUAAGUCGUUGAAGGGACGCAGUCUCGUACAGGGUAGUGACCCGGCAUCGAAGGCUGAUGCGAAAGAUGACGGCACCGGGAAGCGGCCGCUCGUCGCUGAACCGAGCACUUCACGCCGGCCUUCGGGCGCUGCCGUCGGGAAAGGCGGUUCGACAACGACCGACGUCAAGGCAGACAGGGCAGACAAAACUCUCACUAGCCGCGAUAGGAGUGAAUCAAGUCGGCCAAAGGAGCCCAAGGACGACGGUUCAAAGGCCGUCCCGGAAAAUGCGGACGACAGCCAGUUUCACAGCGCUCAAAGUACUCUUUUUGUGACACCACGUAUCGAAACCAUGGCUGAAAGAAAAAAGCAAGCACCGCCCUCGCAGGAAAGCGUACCGAAGGAAAAAAACAAAGGUGGGGCGAAAGAAAAGGACACAACUUCCCCCGCGACGUCGUCGCCAGCACUAGAGGUAAGUAACCAGGAGAAGACGCCUGCAGCGGUGAACGAUGAAGCGGACGCGAAGGCGCCCAAGACGCAGGAGAAGAAGAACUCAAUAACCUUCAACAAGAUCAGCGCCAAGAGCCACGAGGGCAAAAAGCAGCGCAAGAAACGUGGCCAUUCCAGAGGGAACAAAGCGGUGCAAACGAACCCAGAAGAUGCGCAGAUGGCACCGGCCGGACCGCCCAUCCACCUGCUGUUCUCGCCGUCAUCAUGCAGUCUGUGCGACAGCAACGCUCCUCCAAGUUCCUAUGGCGCAAUGCAGGCUUUCCAAAUCGGCAAAUAUGGCGCUGUGAUCGCCGCUACCCCCGUGGUGACGCCGGCUCAAAAGCACUCGCGUGGAGUCGUCAAGAAGAAGACGACGACGACGACGACGACAACUACGCGACGUGUUCAGGACAGUGACAGGAGCAGGACACCGCGUUCUAGGCAGCUUGCCGAGGAGACCACGACAGAAGAAGUACAGGAAGCCGCAGAUGAUCGAAGUGAUGCCGAUGGAAGCAAGGAUUCGACAUCGGUGGCCGGUAACGUUACCAGCGGAGGAGCCGUUAAGAAAACUGUGACCACAAUGCGCCGUCCGAAGAAUCGCCACAAGCAUGGGAGGAACUCCGACACUUCGGAUGGCGUCGAAGGGACCAUCACGGAAGUGAUCGGACCUGCCGAAACAGAAGCGAAACAAGCCGCUGUCGAGAAACAGCCUGACGGCGCUAAAGCAGGGGGCACAGUUGUCGAACUGUCGGCUAAAAAGAACGUGGCAAGCGGAGCCCUGAAGAAGACCGUGAAGACCACGCGCCGUCUAAAGGACGCCGACAGGGACCCGCGACCUCAGAACGACGUCAUCGAGACAGUGACCAGGGAAGUUGUCGAAGUGGAAUCUGAAUCGGCGCCCGAGCAACCGCCGGCAGCGGCGCCCGUCAUCGCCGGGCUAGCGCGCGGCGCCUCGACCACUCAGUACCGCUACGUGGAGUCCAGGCGUCCGGCGUCGUCCCCGUACCGAGCACGCCACGGGGUCGAUGCAGUCUACCAGCGCAUGCAGCUUCGGCCGCCUGGCUUCUGGACAAACCAACCUUACCGGCGUGCACUGUAA
This is a messenger RNA of Dermacentor andersoni, 1782 nucleotides long. The record is from RefSeq and is a predicted model, not a curated record. NCBI's taxonomy places the organism in Eukaryota, Metazoa, Arthropoda, Arachnida, Ixodida, Ixodidae.